AUGGAACUUCAUACUAUCCUUCUCUUGUGCAUCUCCCUUUUUGGCUGGUUCUUCUUUAAAACAUAUCUUCAUUCUAAAUCCAGAAAGCUGCCCCCUGGUCCUACUGGUUUCCCCAUAAUCGGUUCUCUGCUAGAGCUAGGCUCAAAACCUAAUCAUUCACUAGCCAACCUAGCCAAAAUCCAUGGCUCUCUCAUGACUCUAAACCUCGGUUCAGUCAUUACCAUAGUAGCCUCCUCACCUGAAACGGCCAAAGAAAUCCUUCAAAAACACGACAAAACAUUAUCAGCACGCACUGUUCCUGAUGUUAUCACCGCCCAACCAAAUCCAGAAGCCACCUUAGCUUGGGUCACAGGCGACAAGUGGAGAAACAGAAGAAGAAUAUGUAGCACGCAGAUGUUUACUAACCAAAGACUCGAUUCACUCCAAGAAAUACGUCACGAGAAGGUUGCACAACUAGUGAAUCAUAUGAGAAAGCAGUGUCAAAAUGGGGCAGCUGUUGACAUAGGACGUGUUGCUUUUGCGACGACGUUGAAUUUAAUGUCGAGCACCAUUUUCUCGGUUGAUUUGGUGGACCCGGAAUUCGAGACGGCUCAAGAGUUUAAGGAUUUGGUUUGGAGAAUUAUGGAGGAUUCAGUGAAACCUAACUUGUCUGAUUAUUUCCCGAUUAUACG
Messenger RNA from Nicotiana tabacum (common tobacco), 671 nucleotides. The record is from RefSeq and is a predicted model, not a curated record. Lineage: Eukaryota; Viridiplantae; Streptophyta; Magnoliopsida; Solanales; Solanaceae.